Molecule: messenger RNA, 1014 nt
Organism: Saprolegnia parasitica CBS 223.65
Lineage: Eukaryota; Oomycota; Saprolegniomycetes; Saprolegniales; Saprolegniaceae
Exons: 1
Coding region: 51-968 (305 amino acids)
Molecular function (GO): cytochrome-b5 reductase activity, acting on NAD(P)H
Source: RefSeq, a predicted model, not a curated record
GGCCUUGAACCACAGAAAUAGUGACUGCAACAUCCUCUUUUCCCUUGACGAUGAUGCUCCUCCGCGUGACCCGGCACCAGCUGCGCAAGAUGGCCUCGAUGCUGACGGCCGACUCGGCCGCCAACUCGGCCAAGAUGGGCUUUGCCUUCGGUGCGUCCUUUAUGGCCGCCGGCUUCUCGGGCGUUGCCUCGGCCGAAGGCGAGAAGCAUGCCAUCAGCCCCGGCGAGUGGCGGUCGUUGCGCGUGCUGAGCAACGAAAAGCUCACGCACAACACGCACAAGGUUCGCCUCGAGUUCCCGAGCGAGACGGACACGAGCGGCAUGAAGGUCGCUUCGUUCGUCAUGGCCAAGGCGUCGCUGAACGGCAAGAACGUCAUCAAGCCGUAUACGCCGACGUCGGCGCCGACGCAGGCGGGCUUCUUGGACCUCAUCGUCAAGGGUUACCCGAACGGCUCCAUGAGCAAGCACAUUGUCGAACUCCAGGCCGGUGACUCGUUGGACAUCAAGGGCCCGCUCAUGAAGUUCCCGUACGUCGCCAACUCGCGCAAGCACGUGGGCAUGGUCGCGGGUGGCAGUGGCAUCACGCCGAUGCUCCAGGUCGCGCUUGAGAUCCUCCGCAACCCCGAAGACCACACCAAGGUCACGCUCAUCUUUGCCAACCAAACCGAAGACGACAUCAUCCUCCGCGACGAGUUGGCCACGUACGAGCGCAUGUACCCGGGUCUCAAGGUCAUCCACAUCUUGAGCAAGCCGAGCGAGUCGUGGACGGGUCUCACGGGCCGCGUCGACAAGGACCUCUUGGAGAAGCACUUGCCGGCGCCGGCCGCCGACAACUUGGUGCUUGUCUGCGGCCCGCCGGGCAUGAUGGCCACGGUCUCGGGCGGCAAGGCCAAGGACUUCUCGCAGGGCCAGGUCGAGGGCAUUCUCAAGGAACUCAACUAUACUUCGGAUAUGGUGUUCAAGUUUUAAGACGCCACAAACUCUGUAAUUUGUCUCCUUUUCGCCGUGCGAUCUC